CCUGGCGCCGAGAAAGAAAACCUGGGCCUGCCAAGCUGUGUCUGUAGACAAUUCCACAGUAAUGAAUCCGUGUGCCUUCACAGGAAUGGAAGAACACAAGGAAAGGCCUAAACGGCAGCGACAAAACAACUUUGCCAUGUUUCCCUCUCCUAAAGCCUGGAAUUUCAGAGGGCGAAAACGGAAGCAGAGUGCCCAAGAUGAAGAUGCUGUUAGCCUUUGUAGUCUCGACAUAAGUGAGCCUAGUAAUAAACGGGUCAAACCCCUUUCCAGGGUCACAUCACUAGCAAACCUCAUCCCACCUGUGAAGGCUACACCAUUAAAGCGCUUCAGUCAAACUCUACAGCGUUCCAUCAGCUUCCGCAGUGAGAGCCGUCCUGACAUCCUUGCCCCCCGACCCUGGUCCAGAAAUGCCACCCCCUCGAGUACCAAGCGGCGAGACAGCAAGCUGUGGAGUGAGACCUUCGACGUGUGCGUCAAUCAGAUGCUUACGGCCAAGGAAAUCAAACGUCAGGAGGCGAUCUUUGAGCUUUCCCAAGGAGAAGAAGAUUUGAUAGAGGACUUGAAAUUGGCAAAAAAGGCCUAUCAUGACCCCAUGCUGAAACUCUCCAUAAUGACAGAACAGGAGUUGAAUCAAAUUUUUGGAACACUGGACUCUCUAAUUCCUCUACAUGAAGACCUCCUUAGUCAGCUUCGAGAUGUUCGAAAGCCUGAUGGCUCCACUGAGCACGUCGGUCCCAUCCUUGUGGGCUGGCUGCCUUGUCUCAGCUCCUAUGACAGCUACUGCAGCAAUCAAGUAGCUGCCAAAGCUCUGCUGGAUCACAAGAAACAAGAUCACAGAGUCCAGGAUUUCCUCCAGCGAUGCUUAGAAUCCCCAUUUAGCCGCAAACUAGAUCUCUGGAAUUUCCUCGAUAUUCCAAGAAGCCGCCUGGUAAAAUACCCUCUGCUUCUCCGAGAAAUCCUGAGGCACACACCAAAUGAUAAUCCAGAUCACCAGCACCUGGAAGAAGCUAUAAACAUCAUUCAGGGAAUUGUAGCAGAAAUCAACACCAAGACUGGGGAAUCUGAAUGCCGUUACUAUAAAGAACGGCUUAUUUACUUGGAAGAAUGCCAGAAAGACUCCCUGAUCGACAGCUCGAGAGUACUGUGUUGUCAUGGUGAACUGAAGAACAACCGGGGUGUGAAACUGCAUGUUUUCCUGUUCCAAGAAGUACUUGUGAUCACUCGAGCUGUCACCCAAAAUGAGCAGCUCUGCUACCAGUUGUUCCGGCAGCCGAUCCCCGUGAAGGACCUCUUGCUGGAAGACCUGCAGGAUGGAGAAGUGAGGCUGGGCGGUUCCCUGCGAGGGGCAUUCAGCAACAAUGAGAGAAUUAAAAACUUCUUUAGAGUAAGUUUCAAAAAUGGAUCCCAAAGUCAGACCCACUCACUACAAGCCAAUGACACCUUCAACAAACAGCAGUGGCUCAACUGUAUUCGUCAAGCCAAAGAAACAGUCCUGUGUGCUGCUGGACAGGCUGGGGAGCUCGACUCCGAGGGACCGUUCCUAAAUCCUGCCACCGGGAGCAGGGAGCCACAGGGAGAAACAAAACUUGAGCAGAUGGACCAAUCAGACAGUGAAUCAGACUGUAGUAUGGACACAAGUGAGGUCAGCCUCGAUUGUGAGCACAUGGAACAGACAGACUCUUCCUGUGGGAACAGCAGGCAGGUUGAAAGCAAUGUCUGACAGAAGCAUGUACUUCUGAGAAGUAGCCCUAUAUCCUACCUGUACAGUAUUUGCAUUCCACACAUGGAACGGUUUGGAGAAGCACUUUUUAAUACUUUUGUGACCAUGUUGACCUAGUCUCUUGUAUCUGUACCUUUGUCCUUAGUACUGUAACUACCAAUCUGUCUGUGUAACCUGGAAUCUAUGGCAACUGCUCUCUAUAUUGUAUUUCACAAGUGUCUGGAUGGAUGAAGAGGUACUUGAACAAGUUAUUUUCAAAUGUCCUGCUGGAUUUAAAAAAAGAGAAAAAGAGUCUCUAAACUACUGUUUCAUAUAGAUUCUUACAGAGUCCUUCCAUGUUUCUCUAGUGCUUUUCUAGCUCUUUGAUGCAGUAGCUGAAGGCACAGAAUUUAGGGGGCCUUGCAAACAGGACAUGAAGAAGUCACUCGUGUAUGAGGAAGUCACUCUUGUAUAGUGAUGGCAUUUGAAGGAAAACCUAGGAGCAAUCAGUCAUUACAGUGAACUUGAUUAGAUGUUUUACAACCAGAAAGCAAAUAAACAUCCCUGGAGGUUCUGGAGGCUUAAUUUUGCAAAGGAAGAACCACCCUCUUGACCUUGUAAUGUCAUCCAGUGCAAAUUUGAUGCAAUAAUCUAUUAGGGCAUGAAAUAGAGCCUGACCUUAAAAGGACCAGCACAAAAACUGCUGUCAGCUCUAAAUCUUGAACUGAAAUGUGCAUUGCACCUAAGAAUCUCUGGCAUAGUUGUUGGCUUGCCUUUGAGAGCCAUUUCUAGCCUAAAACAUCAGAAUUGAACUCAAAGGGCCUGAGAAAACCUGGCAGGAUAACAAGAAAGCCCAUCUUCAUUUUGUUUCAUCUACCCAGGCCUACUCAUAUUUUAGAGCAUGAAUGAAGAGACAAGGAAAAAAGACUGAAACCGAGUCAGUGACUCUGUUUAUAGAAUCAUGUGAGAAGGAAAAAUUUGGAGGAAGUACUUCAUAAUGACUUUAUGUGAGAAACAUUAAAAGAAAAAAGUCCAGUGCCCUUCCGGAAACAGCCAGAACCUUGGGUUCUCCUGCUGUACUUUUGGGUCUUGAGUUUGCCAUGUCUUGCUCUGUGCUAUCAUCAGCAUCAUAAUUAUAUUCUCUAAAGGCCAACUUAAUUAACUCUAUGAUUAAUUAGGGUCAGGUAGCCAAACUAGUACUUUUUGCCCAGCCUCUAUUUACAGUGUAGUGUGGGUCGUAGACUUUAAAAAAAAAGUUAACUGAAUACACAGAAAAGCUUCCUGAGAGUGUAAAUAUUUGACCUGUGCAAGAUUCUACCCACACCAGCACUAGUAGUAAUGAUGCUAAAUUAUUGCCAAAAAAAGUUUUGUACUCUUCUGUGUCUUUCAAGUUUACAUAAAAGAAAGCAGUAAAUACUAUGUUGUCAUUUUAUUAUGUACAUCUAUCGUGCAUUCAGAGAAGCUGUGUGACAAGAUUUAGCAAUAUAAAAACAAGGUAUGUUACUUAUUUUUCAAAAACAAAAAAUAUUGUGGUCAAUUUUACCCUGUAAACAUAUUUCUGUAUUUAUAGAUUUUAAACAUGGUGAAUUUUUUUUCUAUUACAAGUUUAUUUAAAACUGCUUUGUUUCUGAAUUUGUUACUGAUUUAGUGAGUGAAUGAAACUGCUGCAGCUAGAAGCAGAGAAAAACUGUUUGAUAGUGGGGAGAAGAAUGAAUCAUUAUUUGCAGGAGCCAUCGGCCACUUCAGCCACUAGGUUGAAAAAAGAGAUCUGUCAAAUGUUGGCUUAUGGGAAGAAAGUUAAUGAAUGUUUUGCUGAAAUGAAUGUUUUUGUAUAAUGGCCUUAAACUUUUCU
Messenger RNA from Pteronotus mesoamericanus, 3551 nucleotides. RefSeq names its product Rho guanine nucleotide exchange factor 3 (gene ARHGEF3). The transcript has 13 exons. The coding region runs from base 62 to 1720 and encodes 552 amino acids. The record is from RefSeq and is a predicted model, not a curated record. Gene Ontology annotation, biological process: positive regulation of Rho protein signal transduction; intracellular signal transduction. NCBI's taxonomy places the organism in Eukaryota, Metazoa, Chordata, Mammalia, Chiroptera, Mormoopidae. Gene Ontology annotation, molecular function: guanyl-nucleotide exchange factor activity.